Arabidopsis arenosa is the source of this 3045-nucleotide messenger RNA. NCBI's taxonomy places the organism in Eukaryota, Viridiplantae, Streptophyta, Magnoliopsida, Brassicales, Brassicaceae. The record is from the annotation of a GenBank genome assembly.
ACUUGUGAUCUGGGGGAAUUUGGUGUUUAAUUUCAUUAAGACGCGAUGAUCUCGUCCAAAAACGGAGCUGCGAUGAUCUCUCGACCUGUGUUUCUUUCCGAUCGAGUUGAUGAAGUCUUCUCUAGGAAGCUUGAUUUGUCUGUUUCUUCUUCGUCUUCUUCGAGUCUCCUCCAGCAGUUCAAUAAAACUCAUGAAGGGGAUGAUGACGCACGCCUGGCUCUUGCUCAUCAGCUGUACAAAGGAGGAGAUUUCAAACAAGCCCUAGAGCACAGCAACAUGGUUUACCAGAGAAACCCAUUACGUACUGAUAAUCUUCUUCUUAUUGGUGCCAUCUAUUACCAGCUCCAAGAGUAUGAUAUGUGCAUAGCUAGAAAUGAAGAAGCUCUUCGUAUUCAACCUCAGUUUGCUGAGUGUUAUGGAAACAUGGCAAACGCGUGGAAGGAAAAAGGGGACACUGAUCGUGCAAUCCGCUACUAUUUAAUUGCAAUUGAGCUGAGGCCCAACUUUGCUGAUGCUUGGUCGAACUUGGCAAGUGCAUACAUGCGAAAGGGAAGACUCAGUGAGGCAACACAAUGCUGUCAGCAGGCCCUCUCAUUGAAUCCACUUCUGGUUGACGCACAUAGUAAUCUGGGGAAUCUGAUGAAGGCUCAAGGAUUGAUUCAUGAAGCAUACAGUUGUUACCUUGAAGCUGUUCGUAUACAACCAACAUUUGCUAUUGCAUGGUCGAAUCUUGCUGGUCUUUUCAUGGAGUCAGGUGAUCUCAACAGAGCCCUUCAAUACUACAAGGAAGCUGUGAAGUUGAAACCUGCAUUCCCUGAUGCAUAUUUAAAUUUAGGAAACGUGUAUAAGGCUCUUGGAAGACCUACAGAAGCGAUCAUGUGUUAUCAGCAUGCCUUACAGAUGCGGCCAAAUUGUGCAAUGGCAUUUGGGAAUAUAGCCAGUAUAUACUAUGAGCAAGGUCAACUGGAUUUAGCAAUUCGACACUACAAGCAGGCUAUCUCCCGGGAUCCACGAUUUUUGGAGGCUUACAAUAACUUGGGUAAUGCAUUGAAGGAUAUUGGGCGAGUUGAUGAAGCAAUUCGGUGUUAUAAUCAAUGUCUUGCUUUACAACCAAAUCAUCCACAAGCAAUGGCUAAUCUUGGAAAUAUUUAUAUGGAGUGGAAUAUGAUGGGUCCUGCUUCCUCAUUAUUCAAGGCUACUCUGGCUGUAACUACAGGGCUAUCUGCUCCGUUCAAUAACCUUGCUAUAAUUUAUAAACAACAGGGAAAUUACUCGGAUGCUAUAUCCUGCUAUAAUGAGGUUCUUCGUAUUGACCCAUUGGCAGCUGACGCUCUGGUUAAUAGAGGGAAUACUUACAAAGAGAUCGGGAGGGUAACUGAAGCUAUUCAGGAUUACAUGCAUGCUAUUAAUUUCCGACCUACAAUGGCUGAAGCUCACGCAAACCUGGCCUCAGCUUACAAGGAUAGUGGGCAUGUGGAAGCUGCCAUUACGAGCUAUAAGCAGGCCUUGCUACUACGACCAGACUUCCCAGAAGCAACGUGCAACCUUCUGCACACCUUACAGUGUGUAUGCUGUUGGGAAGACCGUAGCAAAAUGUUCGCUGAAGUUGAAAGCAUUAUUAGGAGGCAAAUAAAUAUGUCGGUCCUUCCAAGUGUCCAGCCCUUCCAUGCAAUAGCAUAUCCUAUUGACCCUAUUCUUGCCCUUGAAAUCAGUCGUAAAUAUGCUGCACACUGCUCCAUAAUCGCUUCUCGUUUUGGACUACCUCCUUUUACCCAUCCAGCUGGGCUCCCUGUAAAACGUGAGGGAGGAUUUAAGAGAUUAAGGAUUGGAUAUGUGAGCAGUGAUUUUGGUAACCAUCCGUUGUCACACCUCAUGGGAUCAGUGUUUGGGAUGCACAACAGAGAAAACGUUGAGGUUUUCUGCUAUGCAUUGAGUGCAAAUGAUAAUACUGAGUGGAGACAGCGUAUCCAAUCAGAAGCCGAGCAUUUCAUGGACGUUUCUUCUAUGUCAUCUGAUGCUAUCGCCAAAAUUAUAAAUGAAGACAAAAUCCAGAUCCUCAUCAAUCUAAACGGUUAUACCAAGGGGGCUAGAAAUGAAAUAUUUGCCAUGCAGCCUGCACCGAUCCAGGUUUCAUAUAUGGGCUUCCCGGGUACAACUGGGGCAACCUAUAUUGACUAUCUAGUGACUGAUGAGUUCGUGUCUCCUCUGCAAUAUGCACAUAUUUACUCAGAGAAGCUGGUCCAUCUUCCCCAUUGCUACUUUGUCAAUGAUUACAAGCAGAAAAAUCAGGAUGUGUUGGAUCCAAAUUCUAAGCCCAAGAGAUCAGACUAUGGACUUCCUGAAGACAAAUUCAUAUUUGCAUGCUUCAACCAACUGUACAAAAUGGAUCCUGAGAUCGUUAAUACUUGGUGCAACAUUCUUAAACGAGUACCCAACAGUGCUCUUUGGCUUCUCCGUUUUCCAGCAGCCGGAGAGAUGAGGUUUCGCAAAUAUGCUGCUGCCCAAGGUGUACAGUCUGAUCAAAUUAUCUUCACUGAUGUUGCCAUGAAGAGUGAACAUAUUAGGCGAAGUGUCCUUGCUGAUGUAAUCCUCGACACGCCUCUGUGCAAUGGACACACAACAGGAACAGAUGUGCUGUGGGCUGGUGUACCGAUGAUAACAUUACCACUUGAGAAAAUGGCAACUCGAGUGGCUGGAUCACUCUGUCUUGCAACUGGUCUGGGCCAUGAGAUGAUAGUUAACAGCUUGGAGGAGUACGAAGAGAAGGCUGUCUCUUUGGCACUGAACAAGCCAAAACUUCAGGCACUGACUAAGGAAUUGAGGGCUAGCCGCUUAACCUGUCCUCUAUUCGACACCAUGCGUUGGGUGAAGAAUCUGGAGAGGUCAUACUUCAAAAUGUGGAACCUCCAUUGCUCUGGACAGCAGCCACAACACUUCAAGGUGUUGGAAAACGACCUAGAAUUCCCACAUGACAGAUAAACAACGAGGGAAAGAAAACUGUAACACUGGAGGACCCGGCAUUGUAAAUAAAAACCGAAGAGAAUU